AAAACAUCAUGUCUAAAAUAUCCUACUUUAACAUCUCUGCAGAAAGAUUGGAGAUGAAAUAAAGCUCACUGGCCAUGUACGAAGCUAGUGUCCAUACAUAACUCUCCGGCUUAAUAAUACUUUGUAUUAAAGAAAAAUAUCUUACUACUACUACUCGCUACUUUAUUUUGGAGAGGUGAAUUUUAAACAGGAAUUAGAAGAAAAUCAGACACUUGCGAUAAGAGCUGGUUGCUAAAGCAGAUUUCUAUGGCUAAAGCGAGAGGUAAUAUGCCCGGGUUUCAUCUUCGUUUAACUGUACCACUGAAAUGACUGAUGCAAGCUUACUCCUCUCAUGCCAUUGAAGGGAUCACUACACACAUGGGUGUCUUGGACUAUUUAAUGUCAGCUUACAACUUGUGAAAGAAAUUGCCAUGCGCAUUAGUUUCUGCCAGGGCUUGUUAACCGCAGCCAUCAUCCUGAACCUCCUUGUUCUCUACUAUGUGUCACGAGCUCAACAGCAGAUGUUGGAGAAGAGAAAGGAACUAGGCCGGGGCACCAAGAAGGCAUCACUGCAGGGAUCAAGUCUUGGGAGUGACAUGGGCAUAUUGGCAGGGCACACUGGUGCACUGGACAAUCAUGGUCGAAGCCCUCGAGUAACAACACUACUUAGAGAGUUUGAAAACUUUGAAAAUUAUGUUACAGAUGUGGCGAAUUCCUUUAUUCGACAGCGACCUGAACUGCCUUUCCUUGUGGUUGCGGACACUUCUCCUUACCCUCCGCUUGUGCUUCCAGAGGGCACCCGUCUUCUCCUGCUCUCUCCCAGCCCAGAUCAGCCUCCACAGGCUCAUAGGCCCGAGUUCCACAUACAGACAGAGUUUGUCUUCCUGAUUCCCGAUGGUGUUGAGUUGGAGCAGCCUCGAGUGAUAGAAAGACUGAUCCGGGAGUUAGAAGGAGAAGGCGGGGGCCCUGUGAGGCUGGUUGCUGCCCCUGUUUUGACCCGGUCAGCGGUGCAGUGUCUCCACCUGAGGGUGAACCUCAGAGAGUGGACCGCCACCUACUCUCCAGCCGCCUCUGGGAGCAGUGGAAGUGUCUGCACGGCUUUACAAGGUGAUGCUGUAGUCCUAAUGCGCACAGAAGACCUCUUUAAUCUUUCUGUGCCACUUGGACGGCCUCUUUUCUCUGCUCUUUUUAUCCAGACUGCUCUUAGAGGCUGGAAGGUGAAGUUGCUGGAGAGUCCUUGUUUCUCAGCCAGCCACAGACCUCUGUUUAGUUCGGCUCACAAUCAGUGGAAGGCUGACACCCGACUCAAGGAGGCCACUGGGAGGCUCAUGAAGAGUUUUGGGUUAAAACGUCUUCUUCUGCCUGAAGGAAAGGAGCAGUGGUUUGGUUGCAGUAAAGAAACACCACGGUGUUUUGGUACAGUACAGGAGAACACACCAGAGUAUUUAUACCUUGAUCGCUGGACACCACCAUGCUGCCUGAAAGCGCUUCGAGAAACCACUAAGUAUGUAAUUAAUAUUCUCGAGAGCUCAGGAGUGCGGUACUGGUUAGAGGGUGGUACCCUUUUAGGUGCCGUUCGUCAUCAAGACAUUAUUCCGUGGGAUUAUGAUGUGGACCUGGGGAUUUACCUGGAAGAUGUACCUAACUGUGAUCAUCUAAAGAAUUUAGACUCUGGCUCUUUGGUAGAUGCAAAUGGAUAUGUCUGGGAGAGGGCGGUCGAGGGAGACUUUUACAGAGUUCAGUACAGUGAGGCCAAUCACCUCCAUGUUGACCUGUGGCCAUUUUACCCCCGUAAUGGUAUUAUGACAAAAGAUACAUGGACAGAUCACAAGCAAGAUGUGGAGUUUCCGGAGCACUUCCUGCAACCACUGGUGCCCAUGUCUUUUGCUGGUAUCAAUGCUUAUGGACCCAACAACCACCGUGCAUUUUUAGAGCUGAAGUUUGGAGAAGGUGUGAUUGAGAACCCACAGUAUCCUAAUCCAGCCAAGAAAAGAUUAGACAAAAGUAAAUUAUGAAAAAAUUUUUGUCAAAUGACAAAUAUGGACAAAUACGUGUGUAUUGCAGAAGGGAUGUUUAAUGUAUAAUAAUUUAAUAGAACUUUACAGCAAAAACAUUAAACAUUACAAAUAUUUUAACAACAUAAAAGGUUAGAGGGAGUGUUCACCCGGAUCGCAGAUUAAAUUAUAUUGAAAAACAGGUGCUCAACAAGUUUCUUAAAGGGCAAAUACUUCAAAAAGAUUAAAAAAAAAAAAAAAAAAAAAAGGUCUGAGGCACAUUGCCCUGAUGGAGAUGGAGACUGCUUUAUUUACACCAAAGCGUUUCAGCUUUGACAUAAAUAAAGACAGUGGCCGUAGGUUAUUUAUUCUACAGUAAGUUUUGAACAAUUGUUUUGUUUAGGUUUUCCUUGAGCAAUAUGUGUAUGACUGAAAAUUGUCUCAAGAUAUUUCUCUGUAUUGUGAGCCAUCAUAUAAGAUAUACAUUUAAUGUGCAGUGGUAAUGUUCAUCUGUAAAACGUUGAUCCAUCUUCAUGAAAUGAAUCACAGUGGUACACAACGUUCAGCCCCCAAACUGUCUAUCAGUCUAUAGUGCACUAUAAUGUUUAACUUGUUUAAAUAAAACAUUGUGCUAUGUUUUAA
Molecule: messenger RNA, 2615 nt
Organism: Boleophthalmus pectinirostris (great blue-spotted mudskipper)
Lineage: Eukaryota; Metazoa; Chordata; Actinopteri; Gobiiformes; Gobiidae
Gene: fkrp
Product: fukutin related protein
Exons: 2
Coding region: 411-1994 (527 amino acids)
Biological process (GO): protein O-linked glycosylation via mannose
Cellular component (GO): Golgi apparatus
Source: RefSeq, a predicted model, not a curated record